This is a messenger RNA of Ipomoea nil (Japanese morning glory), 2532 nucleotides long. Its product is annotated as fatty acyl-CoA reductase 2-like. Gene Ontology annotation, biological process: long-chain fatty-acyl-CoA metabolic process; suberin biosynthetic process. Gene Ontology annotation, molecular function: alcohol-forming very long-chain fatty acyl-CoA reductase (NADP+) activity. The record is from RefSeq and is a predicted model, not a curated record. Bases 357 to 2186 code for a protein of 609 amino acids. Lineage: Eukaryota; Viridiplantae; Streptophyta; Magnoliopsida; Solanales; Convolvulaceae. The transcript is spliced from 9 exons. Gene Ontology annotation, cellular component: intracellular membrane-bounded organelle.
CUAAGCCGUUAGGAAGAAUUGUGUGAAGGAGGGUGGCAAAAAGAGAGCCUUUAGCCAUUUCUCCUAACUUUCAUCUCCCUCACUCUCCCUUAAAACCUCAACCAAACACUCUUGCUUCUUCAACUCGUCUCACUCUUUAUCCCCCUCUUAAAUCUAACCAAAACUCUCCUGUUUUGAUUGAUAGAUUCAAGUUUGUUAACUUGUUUUUUACUUUCUUUUUUCCCAAAAGAACAAAAAAAAAAAAAAAACAACAAAGAAAAGUAGUGUGCUGGUGGUUAGCUAGCUACCUCACUGCACUGCACUGCACUGUCUGUAUUCCAUUAGAGCUCUUAAUUGGUUUCCAUUUCUUCCCACAAAUGGAAGCUUUUUAUCUUUCUUCUCCUCCCUCCUCCUUUCUCCCCAGAACAAGAAGGCUUUGUUUCGUGGUCUCCAAGCAUAGACUGUGCCUCCCACUCAGGAUCAACAACAUGGUUUACUGCCAGGGUGGUGGGAGUAACAUUGUGACCACCGGGAGGGCGGUGGAUCAGGCCAGCAAGGCGGCGGCGUUAAUGGAGGCCGGGAGCUUGCUUUUGGCCCCCAAUGGGAAUGCCCAGGCGGCUGCUGCUUCUUCUGCUUCUGCUUCUGCUUCUGCUGCAGAGAAUGUUGGGAUGAAGGAAUUGGUGUCUUCUUAUGUAGAGAAGCAUGAAGAUGGUAUUGGCAUUGUUAGAUUCCUUCGUGGGAAGUCCUUUCUCAUCACUGGUGGAACUGGUUUUUUAGGAAAAGUUCUGAUCGAGAAGAUUCUGAGGACAGUGCCUGAUGUCCACAAAAUAUACAUCUUAAUCAAGGCAGACAACAAAGAAGUUGCUAUGGAGAGAUUGAAAAAAGAAAUCAUCAGUGCUGAGCUGUUCAAGUUUCUGAAACAAACCUAUGGGAAAUCUUACCAAGUCUUCAUGCUCAGCAAGUUGGUUCCCGUGGUCGGGAAUGUGUGUGAAUCUGACCUGGGAAUAGAUGAUCACACGGCUGAGAUGAUUGCCAAGGAGGUCGACAUCAUCGUUAACUCUGCAGCUAAUACAACCUUUGAUGAAAGAUAUGAUGUUGCUCUUGAUAUAAACACCGGGGGGCCUAAUCGCCUAAUGAAAUUUGCCCAUCAAUGCCACAAGCUUAAGCUCUUCCUCCAUGUUUCAACAGCUUAUGUUAAUGGACAACGACAAGGAAAGAUCAUAGAGAAACCAUUCUGCAUAGGUGAAAGUAUAGCGGGCGAAAGUGUGGUGAAUGGGAAUCAAGAAAGUUCAGUCCCUAAGCUGAAUGUUGAGGAUGAGAUGGAGAUGGUUUUGAGUGCUAAACAAGGUCUCUCAGAUGGUGCGAUGGCUCAGAAGAUGAAAGAACUCGGUCUAGAGAGAGCAAACAAAUUUGGGUGGCAAGACACUUAUGUCUUCACAAAGGCUAUGGGGGAAAUGAUGAUUGAUAAUAUGAGGGGUAAUAUACCGGUGGUUAUAGUUCGGCCUAGUGUCAUUGAGAGCACACAUAAAGAACCCUUCCCUGGAUGGAUGGAAGGAAACAGGAUGAUGGAUCCAAUUAUUUUGCACUAUGGGAAAGGGCAACUUACAGGAUUCCUUGUAGACCCCAAUGGAGUACUUGAUGUGGUUCCAGCAGACAUGGUUGUAAAUGCAACCUUGGCGGCCAUGGCAAAGCACGGGGCGGCUGGAAAACCAGGAACAAGCAUUUAUCACAUUGCUUCGUCUGUUGUAAACCCGUUAGUCUUCGAUGACUUGGCCAGAUUGCUGUAUGAACAUUUCCAAUCUAAGCCAUACAUUGACUCAAAGGGAAAACCAAUUGAUGUGCCAAGAAUGAAGCUUUUCAGCUCCAUGGAAGCCUUGUCUUCCCACUUAUGGCGAGACGCGAUUGACAAAAGUGGACUAACAGCUUUGGGAGAUUCCAAGGGAAAGCUAUCUACCAAGCUUGAGAAUAUCUGCAGAAAAUCAGUGGAGCAAGCAAAGUACUUGGCCAGCAUCUAUGAACCCUACACUUUUUAUGGUGGAAGGUUUGAUAACAGCAAUGCCCAGAAGUUGAUGGAAUGCAUGUCUAAAGAAGAAAGAUGGCAAUUUGGGUUUGAAGUCGAGAGUAUAGAUUGGAAAGAUUAUAUCUCCAAUGUCCACAUUCCUGGGCUUAGGAGGCAUGUCAUGAAAGGAAGAGGCUCAUGCAGCUAAGGGCCACACAUAAUGCUUCUUCUGCUUGUUAAUGUCUGCAGCUUAUUGUAAUGGAAGUAUAGUAAUGGUGCUCUUUUUCUUUUUUCUUUUUCUUGUGUUUUUUUUUUGGUGAGUUUUUCUUUUUUUCUUUCUUCCUUUUUCUCCAACAAGAUGGGAGCAAAGAAAUUGCAUGUUAAUCUCUGAUUAAAGAUGUAAUAUCCUUUGAAUUCAAGUCUAUAAGUGGUGUUUGGAGUUCCUUAGCAGUAAAGCUUGGAACUGAGAGAAGAUGUAUGUAGAAAUAUUACUGUAUUUGGAACCUUUGUCAGUUGAUUCAUCAUAUCCUCCUUUAUUAAUGGUACAUUUUAUA